GGCAAGUAUCAGUUAAGUUACCCAGUGUUUAAUUUUAAAAAUAUAAUGAUUAACUUGUUAUAUCUACUGUUAAUUUUGGUUUAUAAGUGCUCAGGAUUUGAUGUAGACGAUGUCCAAUAUGACAAAAUGCCUCCGCUGUUCUCACUGGAUGACUACAACAGAUGUCACCUGUACAACGGCACGUACUGUAUGGUCAAAGUUGACCUCUUUGCCGACCCUUCCAAUGAUCUGAUGAGCUUAUUAAAAAAUUACACCCUGUCUAGUCACAUAAUGCAUUACAACCACACGUAUCUGGACAAAGGAAUAUGCGUUCACAAGACGUGCAGAAACUUUAUAGGCAGCAGAGAUUUAGACACACAAGCGGAUUUACAUCAAGUAUUACAGACAUGUCAGAAUUACACCAUUUUCGAUGAGUAUGGCCUGGAAGCCAGGGUCGCUGAGGUGUACUACUGCGAUAAGCCUAACGACAGAGAGAAAGAAAAAAUAACUGCUGGGGACUGGUAUGUCCUGACGGUGUGCUUGCUGAUCGUCUUGGUCAAUGUCUCCGCGACCAUUUACGAUUUCCAACUGGACACCAAUACAAAAGCUAGAAAUACCCUCAAUAAAGGCGAAGAACUGCUGCUGUGCUUCUCCAUGAGAAGAAAUUGGAAUUAUUUGAUAAAAGAGAACAAGAAAUUCCCAAACGCACCAAACUUUGAUGGCAUCAGUUUUUUUCGUGUCAGUGCCUCGUUCAUGAUGGUCUUGGGGCAUGUGAACUGGAUCUACACAAUGGGCUUCAUCGAUAACACUCACGAUUUUGAAAGGUCGUACACACAGCCGCAAUGGCAAGUGAUCUUCAACGGGAUGAUCGUCGUGCAGAUAUUCUUCGUGAUUUCCGGGUUCCUCAUGAUGACCAGCCUGAACUUGGACUCCGAGGUGCCGGGCUGGCUUGUCAUGGCCAGGACUUUCAAGAACAGAUUUAUCAGGCUGGCUCCAUCACUCGCUGUGAUGUUAGCCUUCACGGCGACCUGGAUGAGGUUCCUGGGGUCUGGUCCACUGUGGAACAAACACGCGACGCCGGUGGUCAACGACUGCGGCACCUGGUGGUGGACCCAUUUGCUCUUUAUCAACAACUACGUGCAGGAGAACAAAUACUGCGCUAUUCAGACCUGGCAUAUAGCAGCAGACACCCAGCUGUUCAUGACCUGCCUUGCCGUAUUCCUACUGACGAAGCACUAUAACCGGUUAAAUGUCAUGUACGCAAUGCUGCUGAUCUCCUUCGUUCCGCCGGCUCUCCAUGUCUACUUCCAGGACAUGGACGCCAUGCUUUUGAAGAAUCCUGAGUUUUUGCGCACUCUUGAAGAUAAGAACUUCGGCGGUUCAUACGUGUUGGGACACAACAGUUUAUCCUGCUUCGUGCUCGGCACUAUUGUCGCGUACAAACUGCGCGAGUGGCUCAAAAAUGGAGUUGUCUUUGAAGGCACACUGUACCGCUGCCUGUUCCGGCUGAGCGUCCCAGUCAUAAUGCUCUGCUUCAACGCCGGCAGCUUUUUCUACGAGGAGGACCACCGCACGCCGCUCUGGAUCAGGAUGCUCUUCAACAGCACUCAUAAGUUCAUUUUUGGACUGCUCACUGCUUUCAUGAUCGUCGGAUUUGCUAUGAAAUUUGAUCGUGUAUCGCAGAGGUUCAUGCAGUGGCACGGGUUCGUGAUCCUGGGCAAGCUGACCUACUCCGUGUACAUCGUGCACAUGAACUUUGUGCCCAUUAUCGCUGGCACCAGGGUCGGUCUGGCGCACUUCUCCUAUUUGAACAUGAUGCUGUACCAAUUCGGAGUAGUCGCGAUAUCAUAUAUGAUAUCGUUGCCACUAUUCCUAAUGGUCGAAGCGCCGGCUACACCCUUCAUUAACCUUUUGUUCAGCCCUGCCAAAGCCCCAGUGGUCAAAAAUAAGACAAACUUGGAACAAGACAAAGACGAAGGAAAACAAAAAUUGCCCGAAGAAAGUAUACGGGAAAGUAAUGGUAUUAAAAAAAGUGAAUAGGUUAUAAGAUUAAGUUUUGACGUGACAACGUCUUAAAUUAGGUUGUGGCUGGGAGUCACUUAUGAAAAAGUUUAACGCCCGGUAACGUUACGAUGAGUCACCGAACGAGAGAGAGCCCCGCCGAAUGCAUUGCGUC
Messenger RNA from Plodia interpunctella (Indianmeal moth), 2155 nucleotides. Its product is annotated as nose resistant to fluoxetine protein 6-like. NCBI's taxonomy places the organism in Eukaryota, Metazoa, Arthropoda, Insecta, Lepidoptera, Pyralidae. The transcript is spliced from 13 exons. The record is from RefSeq and is a predicted model, not a curated record. Bases 46 to 2019 code for a protein of 657 amino acids. Gene Ontology annotation, molecular function: acyltransferase activity, transferring groups other than amino-acyl groups.